Molecule: messenger RNA, 1955 nt
Organism: Carassius auratus (goldfish)
Lineage: Eukaryota; Metazoa; Chordata; Actinopteri; Cypriniformes; Cyprinidae
Product: epithelial membrane protein 2
Exons: 6
Coding region: 360-845 (161 amino acids)
Cellular component (GO): plasma membrane
Source: RefSeq, a predicted model, not a curated record
UGUUUAGGAUUUUGGAGAGGAGGAGCGCGCACUUUUUCCUCAUUUCACUACUACUACGUUUACCCUGCAGUCACGUUCACACUUGCAUCACUUCAUCUCCACAUCUGGCUGCCCUCUCCAAACUCUACAAUAUUUGACCCUUUAGGCUUCUCUACAGCGGUACACAGUUCCUGUGAAGGCUGAAGUGGUUCACCCGUGAAGCUGAUUCCACGCUUGCUGUUUGCCUCGGUGAACCUCUACAGCAGAUCUUUUGUUCCGGAAAAGGCCUGAGGGGACUGUGUACAGAGGAUUAUCCUUCUGUGCAGCCAACAUACAAUUUCCAAUACUCCAGCUUUUGAUUUUCAGUUCCACCAUCAGCCAUGUUGAUUAUUUUGGCCUUCAUCAUCCUCUUCCACAUCACCUCUGCAAUACUACUCUUCAUAGCAACCAUCAGAAAUGUAUGGUGGGUUUCGAAGGGUUACACCUUAGAUCUCUGGUAUUACUGCAACUCCACAAAUUGUUAUGAUAUACCGAACAGUGCAACGGAUAAGGCAGCCUAUCUUCAGAUUAUCCAGGCCACCAUGAUACUUGCUACGAUCUUGUGCUGUGUGGGUUUCUUUGUUUUCAUCCUUCAGCUCUUCCGUCUGAAGCAGGGAGAGAGAUUUGUCUUCACAGCCAUCAUCCAGCUCUUGUCUGCUUUCUGUGUGAUGACCGGUGCAUCCAUCUACACUGCAGAGCACUUAAACUUCCAAGACGAGAUUUUUAAGGAAGGAGACUACGGAUACUCCUUUGUUGUGGCCUGGGUCGCAUUCCCCAUGACGCUGCUGAGUGGCUUUAUGUAUCUAGUGCUAAGAAAACGCAAAUAAAGCACAACACACCACCUCACUAGCUGCCACCAGCUACAGUCUUAGCCAAGAGACUUUAUUUGGAAUGAUACUUGUUUUUGUUUGAAUGAAGUAGAUCAUCUUAUUAAUCACUGCAUACUGGAAACUUAAUUAAAAUUUAUGCAUAGUGUAUGUCACUUUUUUUUUAACCCCUGUUGCAUAAUUUAGUUAAAAAUGAAAAAGUGCUGUGACUUAGAGACAUAAAAUAGGGAAUGGAAAAAAAUACAAGAGUGGGAUAUAAUACGACAUAUUUUACACAUGGAACCACUAUGGGCUCAACAUGUAUUCAUACAUAAUGCAUGAUGUAACACUUAGUGUGUAGAAAAUAACAUGCUAGUGUGAUGUUUCCUGGUCAUUACAUGUGCCUGUGGAAAAGCAAUUAAACAUAAAAUCUGAAAAUAUGGGGCUGCCAGUUUGCUGAGCACUAUAUCAUACUUGAAGCUGAACAAAUUAUCAAUAUUAGUGGCAUGAUGUGUUCCUGUAUUUAGUGUGUGUUUUUUUGUUGUUGUUUUGUUUUUGUAAAAUAGUCUUUUAGUGUUGACUAAUUACAUUGCAUGUUUUUUUUUUUCAGCAUUUAAUUUGAAAUCACUGUUAACAUAAGUACCGAUCUGUAGUUUUUUAGGCAUUGUGUUUGAUUAGGGCACUUGGGAUUUAAUUCAUAUUCAUGCGAAUAACUUUAAGAUAAUGGUGUUGGUGAAGCACACCGAUGGUUUCAGUUUUAAUGUCUAAUAUAUAAUCAUUUCGUCCUCAAAUCUGCUAUGGAAUAAAAAGCAAUUAGCUAUAUAUUAUUUAGGCAAAAGUGUUAAGCUGUAUUUAUUAAGACUAACUGCAUUGUUGCUGUUUAUAUAUUUUGUAAUGAAGUAUUAUAUCAACAGGUGUGAACAUGUUUUUUAAUGCUCAAUUUUCAGAAGGUGUUAAUGAAUAUUAGUGAAGGCUUUUGUAAUGGGAAUGAAACCACAAUGGCAGCUUUUUUUUAAAAUGUCUGCUUAGUUGUUCAGGUCAGGUCUGUUUCUGGAGAUUGAUCCCCACCAAGGGCUCAAUAUUGUUCUUUUUUUUUUUAAAUCAAAUAAAUGCAUUUUACAAUAACAACCA